This is a messenger RNA of Tyto alba (common barn owl), 1205 nucleotides long. It is a transcript of the gene GTF3A, whose product is annotated as general transcription factor IIIA. The record is from RefSeq and is a predicted model, not a curated record. Lineage: Eukaryota; Metazoa; Chordata; Aves; Strigiformes; Tytonidae. The coding region runs from base 83 to 1144 and encodes 353 amino acids. The transcript is spliced from 9 exons. Gene Ontology annotation, cellular component: nucleus.
CCCCCGCCCCGCCCCGCGGCGCGGCGGGCGCGAGGACGGGCGGCGGGAAGGGACAUUCCCCGCUGAGGAGCCGGUCACGUGCAUGGCGGGGGAGCGGGCGGCCGGGCGCGCGCAGGGCCGGGGCCGCGUGGACGGAGGCGGGAGCGCGCUCCCCGCCCGCCCCUUCAUCUGCUCCUUCCCCGGCUGCGACGCCACCUUCAACAAGGCCUGGAGGCUGGACGCGCACCUCUGCCGGCACACGGGCAAGAGGCCGUACGUUUGCGAUUAUGAAGGCUGCGGGAAAGGCUUCACGAGGGAUUUCCACCGCGCUCGACACCUUCUUACGCACACCGGGGAAAAGCCGUUCGAGUGCACAGCUGAUGGGUGCAAUGAGAAAUUUGGAACAAAAUCAAACUUAAAGAAGCACAUUGAGCGCAAGCAUCAAAAUCGGCAAAAGCAGUAUGUGUGCGACUUUGAAGGCUGUAACGAGUCUUUCAGGAAACACCAACAACUUAAAGUUCAUCAAUGUCACCACACCAAUGAACAUCCCUUCAAAUGUAGUAAUGAAGGAUGUGGAAAGUACUUUUCUACUCCAAGUCAUCUAAAGCGGCACGAGAAGAUACAUGAAGGCUAUGCAUGCAAGAAAGAAAACUGCUCCUAUACUGGAAAAACUUGGACAGAGCUUCAGAAACAUAAUAAAGAAAGUCAUACAGAGCCGAUAGUUUGCAGUGAGUGUCACAAAACUUUUAAAAGGAAAGAUUACCUCAAGCAGCAUCAAAAAACGCAUGCUGUGGAGAGGGAAUUCUGCCGAUGCCCAAGAGAAGGAUGUGGGCGAACUUACACAACUGUAUUUAACCUUCAAAGCCAUAUUCUCUCUUUUCAUGAGGAGAAAAAGCUAUUCUCUUGUGAUUAUCCAGGCUGUGGAAAAGUGUUUGCGAUGAAGCAGAGCCUAGCAAGGCACGCAGUUGUACAUGAUCCUGAAAAGAGAAAGCUGCCCUUGAAAGCGAAGCGUUCUCGUCCUAAGAGGAGCUUAGCUUCUCGUCUGAGCGGCUACAUUCCUCCUAAAGUACAGUCAGGAAAGGAUGUGGUUGUGACAGAAAGCAAGACAACGGACAAGCCCAUGGAAAAUGAAAUACCAACUGUUGAAAUUCUGUCUCUGCAGUAAAAGUUAACUGAAACAACAUUCUUCAUGGAAUAACCAACAUAAAGCUUAACAACAACUUUUA